UCGUUCCACUAAUACUACGCUAGGUCUUUAAAAACACUGUAUGUGUAUAAUAAGUCGUUCAGGUCUCAAUACCUUCUGAGGCAAUGCGUCCUUUAAGUUUAAGUUUGUUUUUUCACCUAGUUCAAACUUGUGUUUGAUGGCUAAGGGUAUUAAUCUAAUAUACUAACAAUACAUUGCCUAGUACCCUAAAACAUGCGUAAAAGCAGCACGUAUCGUGUGAGCACAGAUGGUUGCAUAUGCAGGCAGAUUCUCCUAGAUCGGCAGGAACUUGGUGAUAAGGUUGAGAAAUGAUGCUCCUUGUUAUGAGUGAAGCUGAGGGGUUGCUGCUCUUUGUAAACAUUCUGGAUAUUGCAUUCAUCACUGGAUCAGCACACUCAACAGGGGCAGGACAUAUAUUAUUGAAAACAUCUAUGACGCAAGACCAAAGCGUAGCUUUCACAACCAGGGAUGGAAACACGUGUACAGUGUAAGAGUCUCAGUCUCAUAGAACAACAGAACAAGCACUGAACAGAUUUAUAUGUGACUUAACUCAAAUCUGAUGAUGAAAAGAUAUAUAUUUAUUAGUUGCUAAAAAACAUAAAUAAUGACUAUUCCAAGGUCAGCUAUUAGGGUGGUUAACUUGGGACGGAUUCCUUAUGGACGUGCCCUGCAGGUCCAGCAACAUUACAUCCGUCAGCACCUGGAUUCCCUGACCUGCCCUCCCGACCAGCGGCCAAACACCCUCCUCUUGUGCGAGCACCGUCCAGUGUACACCAUCGGCAUCAGGCAAGCCCCUUACCCUACCGACGAGGAGGAGAGACUGAAAGGUCUUGGGGCUGAUUUCUUCCGGACUCGUCGUGGUGGACUGAUAACCUUCCACGGCCCCGGGCAAUUAGUGUGUUACCCCAUCCUCAAUCUGGGCUGCUUUAAGAAGAGUGUCCGCUGGUAUGUUUGUGAGUUGGAGAGGACUGUGAUUAACCUGUGCAGCAGGUUUGGGAUCAAGGCUUCUACAUCCCCUGAUACAGGGGUGUGGGUGGGGGACAAUAAGAUUUGUGCUAUUGGAAUACACUGUGGAAGGUACAUCACCUCGCACGGCUUAGCGUUGAACUGCAACACUGACCUGACCUGGUUUGAGCAUGUCGUCCCCUGUGGGAUUGUGGAUCUGACUUCUGAAUUACCAGAGGGUUUCUCUUCCAGGCAGCAUGGGCAGCCUCCACCACACACUGCGGCCCUUGCUCUCAGAAUCUCAGCUGAACAACACGCAGGCCAGACCCUGUGUCAAAUUCAGUGACUACAACUCUUCCAGGGCUGCUGCCCAGGACCACCACUCCUACAUAUACGUCGUCUUCAUCCUUCUGCUCUUUGCUGCGAUUGUGGCAGGCAUGGUACUGGGCUACACGAGGGUCAAAAAGGUGGACGAGGGACAGGACCCCUACCAGAUAUACAAACAAAGAAUUGUCCCAGAGAACGUAUGAGCAGAACACGCAACCUUUUAAAAACAACAAACUCCUCUUUUAUUUUGCAAAGUUAAUUAGGACUGAAAGAUUUUUUAUUAUUAUUAUUUUUACAGUUUGGUUCUGUUUAUUGCAGAUUCCAAAAUUCUUGAAAUAUCACAUGCAUUUAAAUAUACCCGUUCACUGCAAAACUGCCUGCCUAAGUGUGUCUUUUGUCAAGCAGAAAUUAUGCAGUGUGGUGGUCACAGCAAAUAUCUGCCACAGUUCUGUACGAUGCUAUUCUAGUUGACAUCUAGUGGCCGAUGUAUGUACUGCAGGCAUUCUGAUUUUAAUUAAAUGUACACUGGAGAAAGUGCAUUUUUUUAAGGCAUUUGUUCAUCUACUUAUAGAUUCCUGUGACGUUAAAUGCAUUGUGCUGGUACAUUUUAUUACAACAUCUUCCAAUUUGCAAAUUGAAAAACAAGAAAGGUGUUACGCACAUUGGAAAAAAGAAUACAGCCAUCAGUAUUAUCAACUGAUUAGCUUUCCACUUCCAUGCAUUAAAUAUUAAAAAUAGCUGAAAAAAGGUAGUUUUGGACACAUAAUAAAUAUAUUGUUCAUUGACAUUUUUUUCCAUUGCUUUAUAUGGUGAAAAAAUUGUAUCCUCAUAUGAGGCUGUCAUGCAUUGGCGUCUUCCAUAUGUCCCUGUAUAAAGACUAGAAGAGAGUUUUUUUCUAUCUGUCCCCAUUAUGAGGUCACCAUGCACGAAAGAGUUAAACCAGAUAACUACUGUUGCCACUGCCAAGCAACUGAUAACCCACACAAUCAGUUCACUGUUAUUUAUUCAUAAUUUAACAUGCUUACAAUCAGUCGUCUGACUUCAACCGCACCAUUUCUUUGUCUGAUAUUGCCCCCCCUGUAGAUAUU
Messenger RNA from Acipenser ruthenus (sterlet), 2339 nucleotides. Its product is annotated as putative lipoyltransferase 2, mitochondrial. Gene Ontology annotation, biological process: protein lipoylation. Gene Ontology annotation, molecular function: lipoyl(octanoyl) transferase activity. The coding region runs from base 584 to 1270 and encodes 228 amino acids. The record is from RefSeq and is a predicted model, not a curated record. The transcript has 5 exons. Lineage: Eukaryota; Metazoa; Chordata; Actinopteri; Acipenseriformes; Acipenseridae. Gene Ontology annotation, cellular component: mitochondrion.